CAUGGGAUUCCGAAUCAUCUCCUUGUGUCUUCGCCUGCCAUGGCGACCUUCGUGCCUGUGGCUCACAAGGUGACAUGGUCAGCCUCCAUCGCUUCGCCGGCUUCGGUUCGGCCAACCCACAGGUCUGGCAGAGCUGACGGAGGCUCAUCUCAGAGCACGUGGGCCUUGGUCACUGCCCUUGCCGUCUCAGCUGGAGCCAAUCGAAAAAGGAACGAGCAUCGACUAAGAGGGCUUGCAAUGGAAGCAAAAGGCUUUGCCACUGCAGAAUGGAUGGAAGAUACCAACGAACAGAUUGCAACUAGGGGAAGUUCUUCGUCAUCCAGUUCAUCCUCGUCCACCAGCCUUACUACCAAAAGGCCAUCUUCCUCAUCACUGUCUUUGUCCGAUGGGAGGAAGCGCGUCUUUGACCCAGAUGUUCUGCGCAGUCCAUCGGGGGAGAUUUUGAGCGACGGUGAUGCUCCUCAACCAGAGGGCGCACAGGAGCUCUUCAACUGGAUGGAGGAUAGAGGUUGCACAGGCCUGCAGGAUGUCCAGUUGCUCUUGGGUGGUGGAGUGGCUUUGCGACGAAAGUGCCAAUGUGGCCCACUGAAAGAAGGGCAGGAGAUCUUUUGCAUCCCAAAGGAUGCCUGGCUGAUGCCCGAGGCCGGGUCGGGCUUGGAGGCGCUGGCAUGGCGACUGCUGCGAGAGGUGUGGGCGGAGGAGGAGUCUAGCUUCGCGCCUUUCGUCCGCCACUUGCGUGGGCAGGACAUGUCCUCGCAUCCCAUCUUCUGGGAGGAGGAUGAGGUGGAGUGGUUGAGACCAAGCUUGGAAGGCUAUGAGUUAGUUAAACCGCUGCGAGCCCGAACGGAGGAGAGGUUGGCGCGCUUGCUUGCACGAGUUGCAGCAGAGGCGCCAAAGGUGUGGGAGAACUUUGAAGGCCGAGAGGAGGCCUUGGCCGAUGAAAUCCGAUGGGCGCUGGCCACUGUUGAGACCAAGAGUAUCAAAGCCAAGGAUGCUGAAGGCGAGGCUCUGGUGGCGUUGUGUCCCCUGCUUGGUGAUUUUCGACUGGAUGCCAAAGGCCCUCAUGGCAAAGGGCUCCUGAGCUUUGAGACGGAGGGCGACAGGGUGGUCUCAUCAGCUUUGAAACCGUUGCAGCCCGGAGAGCAGCUCUUCCAACAUGUGUCUCACACUGGCGCAUGGUUGCUGGCAAACUUUGGGGCAGUUCCUGGUUCAGAGAUACCUGGCGUACCCAGCGACGCAGAACUUGUUGAAAGCAAUGUUAAUGAGAAUUCCUGGCUACCUGGUCCAGAAACGGACCCUGGUAGUUAUCCGCCGCAGACUUACAUGGGAACUAAGAUGGACCUGCUUUUGGAGCAUGCACGUGUGGAUUUGCGGGGGCCACGAGUCCCACACACACGUUGUGAUCGAUAUUGCUUCGUUCUGCCGGACGAGGCCAUGGGGAAGGGACGCUUGUUGCCUACCGGGCGUUUUAUGAUAGCAGACAUCGCUGGCAUGGGUGGUGAUGUGAAGUUGUGGAUGGAACGAUGGUUCGUUCGAUUCUUUCGGCACUGCGAGCUGGAAAGCUACCCUUCCAUCCACACUGAUGAUGAGCAAGCUGACGAGGUGCUGACCAUGGUGCAUGACACCCAGAUCGAGGUUAUGGCCCGCCGAACUGUUGCCACAUGGAUGCAGCAGGCCUUGCUGGAAAAGAACCAAAUGAUUGAACGGAUUGCAGGGCGAGCCGGACUACCAAUCGGGAACACUGAUGGGGUGAUCGUGUUCCAGGAGAACCAGACCGUCAUGGCAUAUUUCAAAGCCAAACGCAAAGAUGGCUCGGUGGGCAAGAGCAAGAAACCGCGAGAAGCAGUGGUGUUGUCCCUCCUGGAUGAAACCGUCCGAGUGCAGUUUGUCGGGAAUAAGCGCCGGCAUGAGAUACCGCUGAGCUGGGUGGUGAGUUCGACGCCUUUGCCGAAUCCGAAGCUGCUGUCAGAGGGUUGCUCUCCAGAGAGGCUCGCUCGGGGGAAGUUGGCCAUCACCCUAUUACGAUGUGAAAAGGCCAUCACAGGGCUGGUGAUGGAGACCCUCAGUGAGGAGGCGGAUAUGUUGGAAGAGCUUGGCAAUGGCGUGGAAGGGUGCAAGAGUCGGGGAGAUGCAGAAGGUGCUGAAAAGAUAAUGAAGGUGAUUCGAACAUUCUUGGAUCGCGAGCAGAUGGAGUUGGAUGAGGAACUGGCCAGAUGCCUUCCACAGUCUUUGGCCGACAUUCCUUCCGAUCCAGGGCACAAGCCUUUCCUGGACAAGCCACUCUACAACUUGCCAGAGGGCUAUGUUGACCCAAAGCUCUCGAAUGACAUCAUGAUGCUAGAUUCUGAUUUGACCAUUCCCAGCGCAGGUGCAGGGAACGGUUCAGAGGAGGCUGCGGACUGAUUGGAUCCAACUGACUGGCGGCCAAAAGACGCGCCGAGUUGAGUUGGCAUUGUUGAAC
Molecule: messenger RNA, 2461 nt
Organism: Durusdinium trenchii
Lineage: Eukaryota; Dinophyceae; Suessiales; Symbiodiniaceae
Source: the annotation of a GenBank genome assembly